This is a messenger RNA of Carya illinoinensis, 5062 nucleotides long. Its product is annotated as disease resistance protein RPV1-like. Gene Ontology annotation, biological process: defense response; signal transduction. Bases 101 to 3547 code for a protein of 1148 amino acids. Lineage: Eukaryota; Viridiplantae; Streptophyta; Magnoliopsida; Fagales; Juglandaceae. The transcript has 5 exons. The record is from RefSeq and is a predicted model, not a curated record. Gene Ontology annotation, molecular function: ADP binding.
UUUGCCCAUCAAUCCCCGGAUAUAAUUUCGCCGCAAAAGGCAUAUUUUCUUGUAGUUCCUACCGAUCAUCAGCCUAAUUUCAUACACUUUAACUUCUUCCAUGACCUCGCAACCAGCUCUUUCAUGGGUUUAUGAUGUGUUCUUAAGUUUUAGAGGUGAAGAUGUUCGACAUAACUUUAUUUCUCACCUAUAUGAUGCUUUGCGUAGAAGCGGAAUCAAUACUUACAUUGAUGAGCAACUUGAAAGAGGAAAGGAAAUUUCACCAGCACUUCUCAAAGCUAUUGAGGAGUCAAGGAUUUCGAUUAUCGUUCUUUCUGAAAACUAUGCAUCAUCCACAUGGUGUUUGGAGGAGCUGAUGAAGAUUCUCGAGUGCAGAGAAAUGAAACAACAAAUAGUUCUACCGGUGUUUUACAAAGUGGAUCCAUCGAUAGUGCGGAAACAAAAGGAAAAUUAUGGAAAGGCAUUGGCCAGCUACAAAGACAAGUUGAAUUAUGAUACGAAGGUGGAUAGCUGGAAGGCUGCGCUAAACGAAGUGGCCAAUUUGUCCGGGUUCCAUUUAAAGAAGGAAGGGAAUGAAUCUGAAUUUAUCCAUAGCAUCAUUCAACGGGUGGACUCAAACAUAAUCAAUCAAACAUGCUUUGAGGUUGCCAAUCAUCCAGUUGGAGUGGCGUCUCGUGUGCGGCGUGUAUAUUCUCUUUUAAGCAUCGGAGAGAAUGAUAUUGUACGUAUGGUAGGGAUCUUCGGAGUUGGUGGAAUUGGAAAGACAACUAUUACCAUAGAGGUAUAUAAUAUAAUUUCUUCUAACUUUGAAGGUUGUUGUUUUUUGAAAAACAUUAGAGAAACAUCAAAGAGCGAGUAUGGUCUGGUCCAAUUGCAAGAGACUCUUCUUUUCGAUAUCCUAGGAGCAUCUUCAGUUCGUAAUACUGGCCACGUCGACAGAGGAAUCAAUGUGAUAAAGAAUAAACUUCGUUAUAAAAGAGUUCUUCUAAUUCUUGAUGAUGUGGAUGAUUGGAAACAGUUGAAAGCUUUGGCCGGAAAUCGUGAUUGGUUUGGUAAAGGAAGUAGAAUCAUUAUAACAACAAGGGAUCAAAAUCUAUUGAGUAACCAUGAAGUUGAUGCAACAUAUGAAGUGGAGGAAUUGAACCAUCAUGAAGCUUUAGAGCUAUUUAGUUUGUGCGCCUUUAAAAGAAAGAAACCGCUUGAUAACUACAUGGAACUUACAAAACGUAUAAUACGUUAUGCUAGGGGCCUUCCUCUAGCUUUGGAAGUGCUUGGUUUGGAUCUGCGUGGUAGAAGUAUACGUGAAUGGGAAAGUGCAUUGGAAGCGUACAAAAGAAUUCCUCAUGAGAAGAUUCAAAAAAUACUCAGAACGAGCUAUGAUGGUUUGUCUGAAAGUGAGAAGAAUAUUUUUCUUGACAUUGCAUGUUUCUUUAAGGGAGAGAACGUAGAUUAUGUUGUGAAAAUAUUAGAUGGUUGUGGUUUUUGUCCAAAUAUUGGAAUAAAAAAACUGAUGGAUAAGUCUCUCAUUACCAUUGAUGGUCAUAUUAAAUUUGAGAUGCAUGACUUGCUACAAGAUAUGGGUAGAGAAAUUGUUCGAGAAGAAUCACCAAAAGAGCCCGGUGGACGCAGUAGAUUGUGGUAUCAUGAAGAUAUUCGCCAUGUACUUGAAGAAGAUACGGGAACAAACCAAAUUGAAGGCAUACUGAUAGAUUUACCUAAAGAAGACAUCAUAUGCUUGAGUUCGGAGGCAUUCAUGAAGAUGAAAAACCUGAGAUAUUUCAUAAAUCGUAAUGCACGCUUCUCUGGAAGUCCAAAUUAUCUUUCUAACAAGUUAAGAGUGCUUCAUUGGGUGGAAUAUCCUUCACAAUCGCUGCCAUAUAAUUUCCAUGGAAGAAAGUUGGUUGAUUUUAGAAUAAGUGAUAGCCUCUUCAAGGAAUUCGGAGUGCGAUUCCAGAAUUUCCAGAACUUGGCCAGGAUGGACUUCUCUCAUUGUGAAUUUCUGACAAAAAUCGUAGAUCUUUCUCGAAUGCCAAAUUUAGAGUGGUUGGAUGUUACUAAUUGUAGAAACUUAGUUGAGGUUCAUGCUUCUGUUGGAUCCCUUAAUAAGCUGGAGCAUCUCUCAUUUGCCCAUUGCCCUAAGCUUAAGAGUUUGCCAACAAGCCUCAAGUUUAGGUAUCUUAAAUGCCUCUGGGUUGAAGGUUGCUUAAGCCUUCAAAAUUUCCCUGAAAUCGAGUUUGAAAGGGAAUGUUUAAGGAAUCUUUGUUUAGCAAACACCAAUAUAAAAGAAUUGCCGUUAUCCAUUGAGCACCUCUCUGGGCUUGAAGAAUUAGAUCUAAGUGGCUGCAAAAAUCUUCUGCAUCUCCCGACUGGAAUUCUUCGAUUUCGACAGCUGAAGGCUCUUCUUCUAGGUGGCUGUUCAAAACUUGUUUUUAUUCCAAAUAUCUUGAAGGAUGAUUGUUGCCCAAUAGACCUUCCGGAGCUGAAAUGUUUGGAUCUUGAAAAUUGUCACCUGCCAGAUCCUGAUAUCCUGACGAGACUCAAUCGCUAUUUUACUUUGCAGGAAUUAAAUCUAUCAGGGAGUGAUAUUAUUAAGCUUCCAGAAAGCAUGAUCAAGUUUUUCGACUUGAGGAUCCUUGAGUUGAUAGAUUGCAAGAAACUUCAAGAAAUUCCUGCACUGCCCCCAAAAAUACAAAUCGUAGAUGCAACUGGAUGCAUGUCAUUGGAAAGAUUUCCAGAUGGAGUGAACUUAGUGAACUUCAUUAGAAGUCAUACACGAGACGAACGAUGGAUUGACUUGUUUGGAGGCCACAAUAUUCCUAUGAAUAUAGCGAGUUUUUGGGAAAAUCCCAUAUGGUGGUGUGAGGAAUACUUCAGAAACCUUUCAUGCAGCGUUAUAUUUCCGGGGAAUAGGAUUCCCGACUGGUUUAGCCAUACGAAGCAAAAUUCCAAAAUUUGGAUUCCAUACCAAUUCGACGAUCUUGAGGUGUCUUCAGCAAAUAUGAAUCUAGAAUGGUUCUGCGAUUUUAAGAGGACUCCAUCUCGGAGUUCCUGUCAAAUAAAAAUUUGGCUGGGAAGUCCGGCAAAUAUAAGAGGAGUUGCUAUAUGUGUCGUUCUCAAACCCAUUCUGGAGAUCUACCCCAAAAGAGGUACUAAUCUUAUUUUCAAGACAGGGUAUGUUUCCCGAACAGAGGUGGAUCAUAAAGUUGAUUUAAGGGGUUCAGAUGAUCGUGUAUGGCUGAAUUACACCCCUUUACAUGAUCAUCUGAACCCAUUUUUUCUAGUAUGUGAAGUUUAUAGUAUAGAUAAACCGGUGUUCUUCAAAAGCUGCGGAGUCCAUCUGAUAUUCAAGAAUGAAAAGGAAGGGGAAGAUCAUCCAGGUUUUCUGCCUUUAAUGGAUGGUAUUGAAGUUUCGGAGAGGAGUUUUGUCGAUGAUGACCGCUACUGGGAAUCCACUUCGUGCCCACAAAGGAACAGACGUUUCUCAGCCUUGGACAUCAAUUUUAAUUUAGGAUACUCUAACCAGUCUGCAGGAGGAACUUACAAAUAAUUUGCAUCUUGAAUUGUCGCCUUAAUUGCGGAUCAGGUUUUCUUGUUUAGGAACUGAUCAUCGCAAUUUGGUUUUUUUGGUGCGAGUGACAGACAACGUUCCAUGUGCGAAGGCGGGGAACAGAGCCCCUGAAUCUACAGCUGCGCCUUAGCAUUCCAACCCAUUUUCCCUGCAGUUUUGUGUAGGGCAGGAAAGCCACCUGUUUCAGACAUGAUCAUCAGGUCGAGUUAUUUGAGGAGAGUGUCUCCAUCUCUCUCUCUCCCUCUCCUAGGAGAACCUAGGGUCAGAGAAGCUGGGGUACAGAUUUAUAGAGUCGUCUGAAACAGGUGGAUACAAAAUGGGAAUUUCAGUGAAUCGGACAUCUAAACCAAUCAAAUCUAUUCAAUUUCCGCAGUAAAGUAGUGCCUUGUAAUGUUUGUUAGUUUUCUUUUGGUUUGACUGUCUCCAGUAUAUGAAUGAUAUCAUCCCAUUUUGAUGUUAGACCGUUUGUGUAACCGCGACCCGUGUACAUUUUUUUUUUUGUCUUCCUUCUUUGGUUUCCAAGUUCCUACGCCGUGACGCACACGUAAAUUCUUUUGGUCUUCUUUGUCUUUUGCCGUAAACCACGUGAAUCUUUCUUCUCCGCUGUUUUUCUCUCCCGACAGCUCUCACCAACUCUACCUCUCUCGCCCAAUAUUUUUUCUCCCGCAUAUAGAGGUGCUGCAACCUGAGCGUUCUGUGAACCAUCUUCUCCGCGUAAGCCAUUUCCACUAACCACCGAGACUACCUCCACGCCUUAACCUCCACUUCGUAAGCCACCACCACCUUAAGCACACCCAAUGGUAAAACACCUGUACCUUCAAAGCUACUGCCCCGCGAGACCACCACCACAGCUCGGCCACGAGUUACCAGUUGCACUACCACAGCCAAGUUUUCCUCCACGUUUUCAUCCACACCACACGGCAACAGCUCUGUUUUUUCAUUCCAAAACAGAGCAAACGUUUCACGUUCUGAUCGCCACCCUCAGCCAAGCUCGGAUCAGCCACGCAUCCCUCCACCCUCAGCUCCUCUCGGCAAGCAGAAUCUACGGCACUCACCAACAUCGAAGGUCCUGUUUUCAAGCACUGAAAUAGAGGAACGAGUUUGUCACGGGUGUGGUUGCUGUAUUGCAGAAGGAUGAGGGAUGGGAGGAAGGAAUAACGAGAUUAACUGUAGGAAGAUGGGCAGUUAAUAAUACGGGUCGUUUUGUGUUUAGUAAUGUGCUUGGUGGUAAACGACAUGUGUUUUGGGCUUUAAAUGAAACGGUGUGUUUAGUGGCUGUGUCGUUGUAAGCAGAAAGUAGGGGUUUAAUAAAACGGUGAGUUUUGGUUUUUAGAAGUUAAGGUGCGUUUUGUCUUGUAAGUAGUUGCGUUUUGUGUCUUCGAGGUUGGGAAUCUUUAAUCACUUUUUGAUGGAUAAGAAUCUGUAAGUCUUGGAGGUUGGGAAUUCCUCGAAAAUUCCAUGAUCAGGUUCAAUAUGGAAUCUGCAUUUGAUCCA